GGGCACAGGGCUCCGGGAGUGGCCACGGCUGCUGUUGCUGCUGCUCUGUGUCUCAGCUCAGAAAUGCCAGGAAGUUGCAGAAGAAUUGGACCUAGCUUCAAGUUCUCUGUCCUCCGAGGCCUCCCCUUUCCUUCUCUCCACUAUCCCCAGAAAGAGAGAAAGGUGGCAUGGCCUGGGGGGCCCCACACCUGCUCCUGCCACCUGUCCUGCUGGCUCUCCUGGCCUUGGGUUCCCGGGGGCUUCCACCUGAGGAACUUCAUGAAGUGGCCGGGCGGACCCUCUCUGUGCCAUGCCAGUACCCACCCAAGGAAGGGCCCUACGAGAAUAAAACCUGGUGUCAGGAGAGGUCUCCAAACAGGUGUACCAUGUUAGUUACCACCUCUAAGCCCUGGACUGUGGCUGAGAAGUCUCGAUACACGAUCUGGGACGAUGCUGUAUAUGGCGUCUUUGUCAUCAUUAUGAGUCAGCUGAAAGAGGAGGACUCGGGAUCUUACUGGUGUGGAAGCUUCAAUGCUUCCGGGGAAGAGAUCACUGUUUACAGAAACAUCAGCCUGCUGGUGUCUCCAGCCCCGAUCACUCUACUUAUGUGGACUUCCACCUGGCUUCCACCAAGGACACUCAUUAUCACAACUCCAGAGACGAUCUCCGGUCCACUUUCCACCAAUGGCUCUGAGCCCAGGCAAUCGGUUCCACCACCCUCCUCCUCCUACCAGGCUGCCUCCCAUCUCCUGGUUGCUGUGCUGUGUGGACUCCUGGUGGCCAAGAGCCUGACGCUGUCAGCUCUGGGUUUGCUCCUGGGCUGCAGGCUGCUGGGUCAUGGUGGGGACAACCAAGACGCAAGUUCCUGACCCUGCCAGCCCACCCAGCACAGGACCAGGACCCUUGGGUGCUGUAACCACAGUCAUGUAUCCAGGAUGAACACUUCCCCUUCCCCUGCCCAGCUAUUGGGAACCGCCCACCCCCACCCCAACCAUUGAGCUCCAAAGCCCCAAGAGGAAAGACCAGUUCCCAAGGCUGUAGGAGACGACUCACAGCUCCUGAGUUCACCUGUGGCGACCUCUCAGCCCAGAACUGAUCACUCGGAGAUCCACUCCCCCAGCCUGGACCUCUCCCCAAACUGACCCCCACAGAGGGUUUAUCUGCAUCUGCACCAACACUUCCCACUCUGUGGGGCCAAAGACCAGCUCAGCAUCUGUCCCCAGUGAAGCCAUCUAGGGCUGGAUUUCUUUGUGGGGAGGGUUUGAAUUAAGAAUUCAAUUUCUUUAAUUAACAAAAGGCUAUUGGUAUUUUAAAAUUUCUUCUUGUGUUAGUUUUGGUAAGUUGUGUAUUCAAUUAAUUUGUCUAUUUCAUCUCAGCUGUUGAAUAAACAGGUACAAAGGUC
Choloepus didactylus (southern two-toed sloth) is the source of this 1381-nucleotide messenger RNA. RefSeq names its product triggering receptor expressed on myeloid cells 3-like. The transcript has 7 exons. Gene Ontology annotation, molecular function: signaling receptor activity. Gene Ontology annotation, cellular component: cell surface. The record is from RefSeq and is a predicted model, not a curated record. Gene Ontology annotation, biological process: positive regulation of toll-like receptor 7 signaling pathway; cytokine production involved in immune response; neutrophil-mediated killing of gram-negative bacterium. Lineage: Eukaryota; Metazoa; Chordata; Mammalia; Pilosa; Megalonychidae. Bases 168 to 848 code for a protein of 226 amino acids.